AUGUCACAGUUGAUUUUGGAUCAAAUGGCAGAAGCUGAUUAUGACAGUCUGUUCAAUGAUUUUGUUGAGUCUGAGUUUUUUCUGAUUGAUGGAGACUCACUGCUGAUGACAUACAUCUGUGAGAAAUCCUUGCAGCCUGAACAGGGCCUGCACUUCUUUUACCUGGUUGAAUGCUACCUUGUGGAUCUAAUUAAUAAAGGAGGACAGUUUGCCGUCGUUUUCUUCAAGGAUGCUGAGCAUGCAUACAACGACAUCCCUGAAUUUCUUCCUCUGAGAACAGCGUUGAUUCUCCACCUUGAGCAUAAUACCGACAUUGAUGUUCGAACGGACUUUUCUGGGUGCUUCUCACAAGAGUGGAAAACUUUCUUGGAAGACAGUUACCCAUAUUUUCUGAUCGUUGCCGAUGAAAGCCUGAGCCGUCUACAAGUACACCUUUUCAACUUUUUAAUCAUUCAGUCCUGGGCAAUGAAGGUUAAUGCCGUGCUCUUCUCGGGCCAAGCAUCCGAUGUCCUUCGACUUUAUGCGUACUUUAUGCCGAGCAAGUACAAAAUCCAGAUGUUUUUCCAGAAGAAUGAAAAGAACAUUGAGAAUGCUUAUAAAACCCUGAUUAAGCAACUGGAGGAAUGUAGAGUUUUAGCAUUAGGACAUCUUUUUGGAAAUUUAAAAUGGAAAAAUAUGAUGGAAGAGGCAUGUGAAACUAUUUCUCUGCUUAAGCAACUGUGGCCGGAAGGAUCUGACAUUCGGCAAGUUCUUUGUGUUACUUCGUGCUCCUUGUCUUUGAGUUUAUACCAUCACUUUUUAGAAAACAGGAACUACCCCACCCUGGAGGGGGUGACAGAUUGGUGUAGACUGCACUGUCUCGGCGUGGCAUUUCUCCUCCACUUACCUCUUUCCCAAAGAGCAUGUGCCAGAUUCAUCACUUCCCACUGGAUUAAGGACAUUCAGACUUUCUUAACAAUGAAAAAGUGGUGUGAAUACUUCAUCCUAAGUAAUAUAGACGUUUUUGAAUUUUGGAAUCUGAAUUUAACUCACCUUUCCGACUUAAGUGAUGAGCUUUUAUUGAAGAAUAUAGCAUUUUACUAUGAAAAUGAAAGUGUUCAAGGGCUACAUUUGAAUUUGGGAAAUGUCAUUAUGAAAGAUUAUGAACAUCUCUGGGAUACUGUAUCAAAGUUGGUCACAAAGUUUGAUGUUGGAAAGCCAUUUCCUCUGAGAACAGAACAAUUUCCUUUUCUUAAAAAGGAUCCGUCACCAAUCAAAGAUACCUCCAAGGAAAAGAUGGCUAAUUUGGGUUUUAUUCCAGUGUCAUGUCAGGUGGUUGAUAAGUUUGCUGGGGACAUUUUGAAAGAUUUGCCUUUCCUAACGAGCGAUGAUCCUAUUGUAACUUCACUGGUCAAGCAGAAAGAAUUUGAUGAGCUUGUGCACUGGCAUUCCCACAGACCCCUUAGUGAUGAUUAUGACAGGACAAAGGGUCACUUUGAUGAAAAAUCUAGAGAUCCUCAUCAUCUUAGAUCUGUGCAAAUGUAUCAUCGUUUUCAACGAUUUUAUGGGAAUUCAUUAGAAUCAGUCUCUUCAAAAUUUGUUGUACCUCAAGCUAUCAAGCCAAGGAAGAAUUUCUGUGAACCCAAGAGCAAAAAGAUACAGGAGACCAAGGCUGAAAAAAUUACUAGAGAGAAUAAGGAGAGGCUAUUUGCCAAGGAAGAAGAAAAAGAAGAGAAAAAAUGGAAUGUUCUGUCCUUUUCUAUUGAGGAGGAAAUGAAAGAGAAUUUAAACUCCGGAAUAAAGAACCUAGAAGAUUUUUUGAAAUCAUGUAAAAGUAGCUCAGUGAAAUUUCGAGUUGAAAUGGUGGGGAUUACUGCCUGCUUGAGAGCGUGGAAAGAACAUUGCUGUGGUGUAGGUGAAACCACAAAAGAUUUAAGUAUAGCUGUUCAAAUGAUGAAAAGGAUCUACUCCGUGAUGGAAAAAUACCCAGGACUUUUGCAAGAGGCAGAUCGGCAACUCAUAGCCAGAUGCCUUAGGUACUUAGGAUUUGAGGAGUUGGCAAGUUCUUUGCAUCCAGUGCAGGUCACAGGAAAUGACGUAAAGGAGGGGAAGGGGAAGAACAAAUACUCGGUUGGCGUCGGGCCAGCUCGGUUUCAGCUGCAGUACAUGGGCCACUGUUUGGUACGAGACGAGAGGAAAGAUCCAGACCCCAGAGUCCAGGACUUUAUUCCUGACACCUGGCAGCGAGAGCUCUUGGAUGUCGUGGACAAGAAUGAGUCUGCGGUCAUAGUGGCCCCCACGUCCUCAGGGAAGACCUACGCCUCCUACUACUGCAUGGAGAAGGUGCUACGGGAGGGCGACGAUGGGGUGGUCGUGUACGUGGCCCCCACCAAGGCCCUUGUCAAUCAGGUGGCAGCAACUGUUGAGAAUCGUUUUAACAAAAAUCUGCCAAACGGUGAAUCUCUGUGCGGUGUUUUUACACGGGACUAUCGUCAUGAGGCUCUAAACUCUCAGGUACUUAUCACAGUGCCUGCCUGCUUUGAAAUUCUGCUGCUAGCUCCGCAUCGCCAGGCGUGGGUGAAAAGGAUCAGAUAUGUUAUAUUUGAUGAGGUCCACUGUCUUGGUGGAGAAAUUGGAGCAGAGGUCUGGGAGCACCUCCUUGUCAUGAUCCGCUGUCCCUUCCUGGCCCUUUCUGCUACCAUCAGCAACCCGGAGCAUCUCACCGAGUGGCUACGAUCCGUAAAACAGUACUGGAAACAGACAGACAGUAUGAUGGAAAAAAAUUCUGCUUCUUCAAGAAAUGCCGGCUGCCGCGCCAGUUCUCACCGAGACUGCUUACUGAUGAAACAGUCGUAUAAAGUGAGACUUGUGCUCUAUGCAGAGAGAUACAAUGAUUUAGAGAAGCACAUAUGUUCAGUAAACAAUCAUGACAUCUCCUUUGACCAUUUUCACCCGUGCGCUGCGCUGACCACGGACCAUAUUGACAAGUUUGGAUUCCCUUCUGAUCUUACCCUUUCACCUCGAGAAAUGAUCCAGCUUUAUGAUACCAUGUUUGAAUUCUGGGAAGGUUGGCCCAGGGCUCAGGAGUUGUGUCCAGAGGAAUUCGUUCAUUUUAAGAAUAAAAUAGUCAUUCGAAAGAUGGAUGCUAGAAAGUACGAAGAGAGCUUAAAGGCAGAACUGACGGGCUGGGUGAAGAGCCGGCACGUCAAGGAGGGAAUUAUCACACGUGCCAGAAUGGUCCUGAGGAAUCUCCGUCCUCCUUCGGUUGUUAGUUCAGAAAACAUGGCAUUUAUGUUUCCACGUCUUGUUGAAAAGCUGAGGCAAAUGGAGAAGUUACCUGCACUGUUUUUUUUAUUUAAUUUAGGGGCUGUAGAGAGAAGCGCUAGAAAUGUGAAAAGGUUCCUAGUGAUAAAGCAACAGAGCAGAAUGCCCCUCAAGGCUGAUAAGGAGGCCUACGACAUGGAGAGAAAACUUCGAAAAGUUAGAAAAUCCCUUGAGACACAGAAGAAAAUUCUCCUCAAGGUUUUUGAGAAGAGCUUGGAGAUCCCUCAGGACUGCACAUAUGCAGAUCAGAAGGCCAUAGAUGCUGAGGUGAGCCCUUAGGAUGGAACUUUGAAGAGGGUGUUUAACCGAGUGAAAUUCUCAAGGAAAGGCGCCGAACUGAAGGCUUUGGCAGCAAGGGGGAUUGGAUAUCAUCACAGCUCUUUGGACGCCAAAGAAAAGCAGUUAGUUGAGAUUCUUUUUAGGAAAGGAUUUAUUAGGGUGGUGACCGCUACGGGGACACUGGCUUUAGGAAUCAACAUGCCCUGUAAAUCUGUGGUUUUUGCUCAAAACUCGGUCUACCUGGAUGCUUUAAACUACAGACAGAUGUCUGGACGGGCCGGACGACGAGGCCAAGACCUGGGGGGAGAUGUGUAUUUCUUUGGUAUCCCACUCCCUAAAAUCGAAAAGCUCAUCAAAUCCAAUGUCCCUGAACUGAGAGGGCAGUUCCCUCUCAGCAUAUCCCUGAUCCUGAGACUCAUGCUUCUGGCUUCCAAGGCAGAUGACCCUGAGGAUGCUAAGGCAAAGGUGCUGUCGGUGCUCAAGCACUCACUGCUCUCCUUCAAGCAGCCCCGGGCACUGGAGAUGUUGAAACUGUACUUUCUGUUCUCCCUGCAGUUCCUGGUGAAGGAGGGCUAUUUAGAUCAAGAAGGUAAUCCUACAGGCUUUGCUGGACUUGUGUCACAUUUGCAUUAUCACGAGCCUUCUAAUCUUGUUUUCGUCAGUUUUCUUGUAAGAGGCCUUUUCCAUAAUCUCUGUCAGCCAACCGGGAAAGGCUCAAAACAUUUUUCUCAAGAUGUUAUGGAAAAGCUAGUGUUAGUAUUGGCAAAUCUGUUUGGCAGAAAAUAUCUUCCAGCAAAGUUCCAAGAUGCUACGCUCAAGUUUUAUCAAUCCAAGGUGUUUCUGGGGGAUCUCCCUGAGGACUUCAAGGCUGCUCUAGAUGAGUAUAACACAAACGUGACAAAGGACUUUGCCUCUAUCCUACUGAUUGUUUCCAAACUGGCUGAUAUGAAACAAGAACAUCAGCUCCCAUUGUCAAAAAUAGAUUUCUCAGGUAAAGAGUGUGAAGACUCACAACUUGUGUCUCACUUGAUGAGCUGCAAGGAAGGAAGAAUAGCCAUUUCUCCGUUUGCCUGUCUCUCUGGGAACUCUGAUGGCAAUUUGCUUCAUCUAGAGACUUCAGACCAUGUCACUCUGCGCACCAUUGGCAUUGAUAGCACUCGGGCUCCUGUGCUGUGGCCACAGGAAUUUGAUCUCCAAGGAAGAAGAAUGCAGCUCAAUGCUUAUGCGCUCGAUUUCUAUAAACACGGUUCCUUGACAGGAUUGGUCCAGGACAACAGGAUGAAUGAAGGAGCUGCUUAUGAGUUGUUGAGAGAUUUUUGCCUCACCAUUCAAUCUAUCAGUGUUUCUUUGCGUGAACUAUGUGAAAAUGAAGAGGACAACGUGGUCUUAGCAUUUGAACAACUGAGUGAAACCUUUUAUGAAAAAUUUAAGAACAUUUGA
Lipotes vexillifer (Yangtze River dolphin) is the source of this 5022-nucleotide messenger RNA. RefSeq names its product DExD/H-box helicase 60 (gene DDX60). The record is from RefSeq and is a predicted model, not a curated record. Gene Ontology annotation, biological process: defense response to virus. Gene Ontology annotation, cellular component: cytoplasm. The transcript is spliced from 36 exons. Gene Ontology annotation, molecular function: double-stranded RNA binding; ATP binding; single-stranded RNA binding. NCBI's taxonomy places the organism in Eukaryota, Metazoa, Chordata, Mammalia, Artiodactyla, Lipotidae.